AUGGUUUGGUUGCGGAUUCGGACUGGUGGCAUUCACUGCGAUGUCACCAUAUCUCCGGCAACACAGCCUGAGAAACAAGCCAUGAGCAGGGAAGGUCGUACCGCUCGUAGGCCGCUCAAGAAGGAGGACACUGAGGUCACACAUAGAGGUGACUAUAAAUUGCAGUCCAGAAAUGUGAAUGUGUCUCCACCUCCCCCAGUUGGCUUAUGCCUUGAUAUGUGUUCAGAACACGAGCGUAAAGAACGAGAGCGGCAUGGACGAAUCCAUCCAUUAGAAAUGCAGAAUGGACAAUUGAAGAGUAGACAUUUCAGACAUGGGGGCCAUCCUACUGCUGACGCUAAUAGGAUGGUUAAAGAGUACAGCCGCCCUGCGGCAGGGAAAGAACUGUCUUCACCAAGAGACCUGCGACCUCCUGCAACUCUUCUCAAAACUGUUCAAUAUCUAAUGGAAAUCUGGGAGAACGUUAAUGAGCAAGAUACUACAUCUUUGUCCUUGGCUUAUUCUUUUGUGUUUGACCGGCUACGAGCAGUAAGGCAAGACUUGACAGUCCAGAGGAUAAGUGGUACUGAAGGAGCUCCUGUCCUUGAAGGAAGUCUUGGUUUCCUGCUUUGUUCCCCUUACCUGGUGAGGGACCUGCCGCUGGAAGAUUAUAAUGAAACCCUUCAUUCAACACAGGUGCGGGAAAGCUUUGCCGGGCUGAUGGAUUGUUACAGCAGAGGUGGAAGAUUCCCUAGGCAAACUGAAUUUCACGCACUUCUUCUUCUGUAUGAUUUGGGAAAUAUGGAUGCCAUGCACAGGGCUUUGCAACUUCCCCAUAUUAUUCUAAAUUCUCCUGAAAUUCGCUUGGCUCUUGAUAUAAAUAGGUCCUACCUAGAGAAGAACUGGGUGAGGCUCUUUCGUCUGGUCUGCAAACUUGACUGCCUAAAAGCCUGUGCUUUCUACCGCCAUCUGCCUGAUUGCCGCAACCAAGCAAUACGUAUUUACACCAAUGCGUACAGCAGCCGAAAUUGCCGUUUCCCACUUGGUAAUCUUACCUGCCUCCUAGCAGUUGAUAGCCCCUCCAGGGUUAGCAAUAUGUGCAAGAUUCGAGGACUGCAAGUUACCUCCGGGGAAGAGGAAUUUGUCUUAUUCCACAAAGCUUCAUUUAAGGAUGUGGAUUUGGAGUGCUCAGGAAGAGAGAUUCAAUUAGUAGAAGCAAAGAAAGAGGACCUAUCUUGGGCCAAAGUGAUGAUGGGGCACCAGAUGUGCAGUGUGUGA
Staurois parvus is the source of this 1257-nucleotide messenger RNA. NCBI's taxonomy places the organism in Eukaryota, Metazoa, Chordata, Amphibia, Anura, Ranidae. The record is from the annotation of a GenBank genome assembly.